Molecule: messenger RNA, 2550 nt
Organism: Pichia membranifaciens NRRL Y-2026
Lineage: Eukaryota; Fungi; Ascomycota; Pichiomycetes; Pichiales; Pichiaceae
Exons: 1
Coding region: 116-2290 (724 amino acids)
Source: RefSeq, a predicted model, not a curated record
CAGUUGAUGAUGAGCCGUUUUUUGUCCUGCGGCAAAUAAAAUAACAGAUUGCUGUUUACCAGAACAAAGUUCAGCAAAACGAUCUUGAAUUAUACAUUUACCCAGCUGUGUCACUAUGUCAGAGCCAAUUACCGCUGCAGAGUUAUGUUUGAACUUGAAAAAAGACCUUCAUGAAAUCUCUCUGCUAAGCUACGAUGCUCGCAAAAAGCAUUUAGAGUCAACAUCAAAGUCCUUACUUAGAUCAUCCUUCCAGCUGCUCAGUCAUGAAAAGAAUAAUCUUCCGGACUCGCAAGUUUCACAGCUAUCUGAAUAUUUGAUUGCAUAUCUGGGUUUUGAUCACUUCAUAUCAGUGGAGGCUUUAAUGAGUCUCUACAGGUUGAAAAGUUUGAAUGAUGAUUUUGACACCUUAUUGGAAGAAAAAAUCGAUGAUUUGAUAGAGACGCAAAAUUCCAAGUCAGACGUAUACAAGGUUUUUAAGAUUAUUUCGCAAUUAUUUGCAUUUGACCCGGUCUUAAGUUCUGCCAUCUUUACAAAAAAGGCGCCCUUCAUCAACCUAUUGACAAAUGAGGUGACACUCUUGACAAACAAUUUAGGUACUCUUAAUCCAGAAUCGAUCAAAAACCUUAACAUCAUAUUGCUCCUGCUCUCUAAUGCAUGUAUGGAAGAGACAUCAAGGUCAAUGAUAGCUACCAUGCAUAUCAAUAUCCUCUUAAAAUGUCUCUCCAUUACAGAUGAUGCCGUUUCCCAGAGCAGAUGCUAUGCGGCAACGACUACAGUAAAAUUAUGGAGGUUGAUCAACCCAGAAGUUCUUGAAAAUAAUGCUGUUUUACUUUCCUUGAACAACUUAUCGGACAUCAUUAUUGACUGUUUGCAUCAGGGUUUAGAGUCUUCAGUGGAAGGACUAUCAUUAUUAUGCACUAAUAUUCAAAUUAAGAAAAAGGUAAGAAAUGAGAAAGUAAUGGAGACAUUGUUUAGGCUAAUGAAAAGCAAAGAUCAUACGGUUUAUGGAAUCAUAUCUAUUUUGGCUCUCGUAACCCUUCCUAUUAGGGUUUUGAAAGUUCAACAGAGUUCAGUAAUGAGUCUUAAGGAUUCCAAUAGCAUUAGUAAUAUUGAUGCCAUGACCAACAAAAAAGUGAAUGCCACCAAAUUGGAAGAUGACAUCGUAUCAAUUCAAUAUGCUAAUCAAAAUAUAAUUAAGAGAAAUUUCUUUUCAAUUCAAGUUGUUCCGAUCUUCAAAUCAUUAGAAUCUUCGAAAGGGUUGGUCGGUCAAUGUUUGAAAUUGAUGCACAAUGUUGCUUUCCCAGAUAUUGAUCAAACAGGAAAAGAAAACAAUUUUCUAAAAGAUAAGGCCAAUUAUGCAACCUAUAUUUCAGAAAUCAGGGAGAUUAUUAAGCUCUUGACAGCAUUUUUGAUUGGUACCUCCCAAAAUAUAAAGUACAAGCAUGAUAAGUUUAUAACAUAUGACACUGAAAAAACUGAAAUGCCUGAGCAUGACUUGGAGCUUCGUUCGAUAGCAAUCAAGUCAUUGUGCAGUCCUGAAAUAAGCGCACGUGUGAAUGAAGUUUAUGGCACUGACAACGAAGAAUUUGCGUUGUCUCCUGUUCCUUUCAUCCUUGAAAUACUGGUUCAACACGAUAUCGAUACAGGCUGUUCGUUAGAGACAAAACAAACUCCUUUUAGCUCAAUAAAAAAGCAAAUAUUUUCGACAUUUGAUGUAUAUUACGCUUUUGUGGCUUUGGCUGCAAUUGCCUCACUCUCAUUUGAAAAAGUGAAGCAGUCAAUUUUUACAUUGGGAUUUGAUUGCAUUAUAAACGCACUUAACUCCGGAGAUGAAAAGCUUCAGUUUGCCUCUCUCCAAUUGUUGAACGAAAUUUCUGACAUACCCUUAUGCAUUGCAAAUUUGUUUAAUUGGGCUACUGAAACAGAUGAACAUUACCAAAACUUUUCUAUAUUAUGUCACUUGCUGCAAUCCAAUAAUUACGAUUCUCAAUGUCUGGUAUUGCAAAUUUUCUACAGUGUUUCAAGGUUUGAAAUCGUAACUGAGAAGUUAUGUGAAAGCGAAUUGUUUUGCUCCAACCUAAACAAGAUUUUCCAAAAUCAAGAUUCAGACGAUGCCUUGAUAUACUAUGCAUUGUUGCUAUUUGGUCAAUUAAUACCAUUGAGAGGAAAAUGUGCAGGUUAUGAUUACUUGAAACUUUUUGACGAAUCAAAGAACAUUUUCCAGAAGCAUACUCAGAGCCGGAAUGAGCAGAUAAGAGAAAGUGCUAGUCUGAUUGUAAAACAUAUGUAGCUUUGUCUUUAGUAACAUAAAAAGUCAAAAAUUUAAUGAAUUACUUAAGAAAAUUUUGCACGAAGGCUUCUGUCUGUGGAUUUAUAAACGUCUUGAGUUCCUUUUCAUUAACAGAGGCUGUUUUGACAAAUGAUUUUAAUGAUACUUUGAAUAAUGCUUCAUAUUCACUUCCGCUUAAAGCCUGAUACUCUUUGAGAUAAUACUCUUUUGAUGCAUUCAAUUCUCCGACAAAGUUUGCAGGAGGACUGAGAAGAUUUUCA